CGCUCGUUCUUUCACCGCAAGCUCAGUGGGUAGUGCGUCUCGUUCGUAUUCAACGAUGGGGAAACGCGUUAUGCUUUGCGGUGAUCUCGUAUGGGCGAACGAGGAGGCGAAGCAGAUGUUCGCAGGUGUUGCUGAGAUCGUGCGCAUGGACUCGCCCAACCGCGCGGACUUCCUGGCAGGUUUCAAGCCUGGUGGAAAGUACCAGGGCGUCGAAGGUGUCUACAGACAUAACGUCUCCGCCGACCGAAUAGGCAUAUUCGACAAGGAGAUCAUCGACGCGAUCGCAGGCACUGUAAAGUGGAUCGCCCACAACGGCGCGGGUUACGACCAGAUCGACGUGCACGAAUGCAAAGCCAAAGGGAUCUACGUGUCUAAUACCCCCGGCGCCGUCGACGACGCCACAGCAACCACCGCCCUCUACCUCCUCAUCUCCUCCUUCCGCAAAUUCGCCAACGCCGAGCGCAGCCUGCACGCCGGCAACUGGAAGCGCGGGCACAAGGCCGGGAACGCGCAGGACCUCGAGGACAAGACGCUCGCGAUCCUGGGCCUCGGCGGGAUCGGCCUGCGCCUCGCCGAGUACGUGCGCCCCUUCCGCAUGCGCGUGCUCUACCACAACCGCCGCCCGCGCGCGGACGUGCCGGAGUGGUGUGAAUACUACGGCCCGGAGCGCCUCGACGAGAUGCUCGCGCAGGCGGACGUGCUGAGUGUGCACGUGCCGCUGAAGAAGGAGACGGAGGGCUUGGUGGACGAGAAGAUGAUCCGCGCGCUGAAGAAGGGCGCGGUGAUCGUCAAUACGGCGCGCGGGAAGGUGAUUGACGAGGCGGCGAUGAUACGCGCGCUCGAGGACGGGCAUCUCUCGUCCGUCGGUCUCGACGUGUUCCCCAACGAGCCCGAGGUGAACCCGCGCCUGCUCGAGUUCCCCAACAUCACGCUCCUCCCGCACAUGGGCACCGAGACGCGCGACUCGCAGAAGAAGAUGGAGAUCCGCGCGCUCACCAACGUCCUCGACUACUUCACGAAAGGGAAGGGCCAGGACGUCGUCCCGGAGAUGACAUGACCUCGAUCUUCUACGGAGAGAAGCGGAGUCGCUUUCAAUUGUAUCGAUAGACCAGGCACGCUGUAUAACGCUGGAUCCACUUAGAUACAUACCCAUCGUUAUCAUGGGACUGCUGUGAUACAGGAAGAAGAUACCUCUAGCCAAAUAUAAGCUACAUGAGGCGCAAGCGUGUUCCUUCGAAGCGCCCGAGAACCCAG
Molecule: messenger RNA, 1254 nt
Organism: Gloeophyllum trabeum ATCC 11539
Lineage: Eukaryota; Fungi; Basidiomycota; Agaricomycetes; Gloeophyllales; Gloeophyllaceae
Exons: 5
Coding region: 56-1057 (333 amino acids)
Cellular component (GO): cytosol
Molecular function (GO): hydroxypyruvate reductase [NAD(P)H] activity; glyoxylate reductase (NADPH) activity; NAD binding
Source: RefSeq, a predicted model, not a curated record